AUGCCUGAACCCGCCAAGUCCGCGCCCAAAAAGGGCUCCAAGAAAGCCGUCACUAAAACCGCCGGCAAAGGAGGAAAGAAGAAGAGAAAGACCAGGAAGGAAAGCUACGCCAUCUACGUCUAUAAGGUGCUCAAGCAGGUCCAUCCCGACACCGGGAUUUCCUCCAAGGCGAUGAGCAUCAUGAACUCCUUCGUCAACGACAUCUUCGAGCGGAUCGCCUCUGAGGCCUCCCGCCUGGCUCACUACAACAAGCGCUCCACCAUCACCUCCAGGGAGAUCCAGACGGCUGUUCGCCUCCUGCUGCCCGGUGAGCUGGCCAAGCACGCCGUGUCUGAGGGCACCAAGGCUGUCACCAAGUACACCAGCUCCAAGUAA
Molecule: messenger RNA, 375 nt
Organism: Menidia menidia (Atlantic silverside)
Lineage: Eukaryota; Metazoa; Chordata; Actinopteri; Atheriniformes; Atherinopsidae
Source: the annotation of a GenBank genome assembly